AUGACUUUUAAUCUGCUAGGUUGGAAGGUGGCAAGGGAGCUGGUGGUUUACCUGAUGUUAAGUGAUAACCGCCGCCCAUGGACAUUUGCACCAACCACCAACACCACUUGCAGAUUCGACGAUCUUCUGUGGAUGUCAUGGUACUUCCUCGGACGGACGUGCCCAUGCGUGGAACAGAAAAAACUGUUGGUGGGUGACCCACCCUAUCCUCCUAUGAAAGGAAUCACA
Molecule: messenger RNA, 228 nt
Organism: Iphiclides podalirius (scarce swallowtail)
Lineage: Eukaryota; Metazoa; Arthropoda; Insecta; Lepidoptera; Papilionidae
Source: the annotation of a GenBank genome assembly